AUGUUGCGCGUGAUAGCUUUCCUGGCGGUGGCCGCGGCCGCGGAGCACGUUCGGGAGUUCGCGGUGAGGGAGAACGCGCGCGCCGGCACCUUGGUGGGCCAUUUGGGAGACGAGCUCCCGGACGCCGCGCCACCGUACACAAUAGUACCGGUACCGGGCAGCGCGGUCAACGACGACCUCAAGAUCGACCCGCACACGGGCGAGAUAAGGACCCGGCUGCCGCUAGACAGAGAGAGCAGGGACCACUACGCCCUGGUGGCGAUACCGGCCAGCGGGGACAACGUGCGCGUCGUGGUGCGCGUGCUGGACGAGAACGACAACGCCCCAACGUUCCCCACGCCGGUCAUGAACGUGGAGUUCUCGGAGAACACGCCGCGGGACGUCAAGAGGAAACUGAACCCAGCCAGGGACCAGGAUCUGGGGGCGUUUAACACGCAGAGGUACAAUAUAGUGUCCGGGAACACGGAGAACGCUUACCGGCUCUCCUCGCAUAGGGAGUUGGACGGAGUGUUGUAUUUAGAUUUGCAGAUAAAUGGUUUCCUAGAUAGGGAAACCACGGACCAUUAUGAGUUGGUGAUAGAGGCUCUAGACGGCGGCACGCCACCGCUUAGGGGGACCAUGACUGUAAAUAUAACUAUUCUAGAUGUAAACGACAAUCCACCGGUUUUCGCAGAGAGCGCGUACUCUGCGACUAUUCCAGAGAACGCGACAAUAGGUACGACAGUCCUAAGAGUAUCAGCGACCGAUUCCGAUGCAGGAGAGAACGGUGUGAUCGAGUACUCGAUAAACAGACGCCAAAGCGAUAAAGAGAACAUGUUCAAGAUAGACCCCGGAACAGGCGAGGUCACAGUGAACAAGGCACUGGAUUUCGAGACCAAAGAACUGCACGAGCUCGUCGUUGUCGCCAGAGACAAAGGUGCGCAGCCGUUGGAGACGACGGCUUUCGUCUCCAUCCGUGUCACAGACGUGAAUGACAACCAGCCAACGAUCGACGUGAUCUUCCUGAGUGACGACGCCACACCUAAGAUCUCGGAAUCGGCGCAACUGGACGAGUUCGUCGCGCGGAUAUCCGUCCACGACCCGGACUCGAAGACUGAAUACGCCAACGUGAAUGUUACGCUGAGUGGCGGCGACGGACACUUCGAUCUGCGGACGCACGACAACAUCAUCUAUCUGGUGGUGGUCGCGCUGCCGCUGGACCGGGAGUCCAGGUCGACUUACACGUUGAACGUGGUCGCCACCGACAAGGGGUCGCCGCCGCUGCACGCGUCUCGUAUCAUCAGUCUUCGCGUGACCGACGUCAACGAUAACCCCCCUGUGUUCCUGGAGGACGUGUACAGAGCGAGCGUCCCUGAGGCCGCCGCGCCCGGCACCCCCGUCCUCCAGCUGAGCGCGGCAGACGCCGACGAGGGGGAGAACUCUGAAGUCAGAUACACGUUGGCGCCGACGCCACAAUCGGACUGGUUCUCGAUCGACGAGCGCUCGGGGCUGGUGACCACGCGCGCGCGCGUAGACUGCGAGACGAAUCCGAUGCCGAGGCUGACGGUGGUGGCCACGGACCGCGGUGCCCCGCCGCUCUCGUCCACCGCCACCCUGCUGGUGACCGUCCUCGACGUGAACGACAACGAGCCGAUCUUCGACCAGUCCUUCUACAACGUCACCGUCCCCGAAAGCGAGGCAGUCGGCAGCUGCAUCCUAAAGGUGAGCCAUUUCCGUUCUAAAUUCAAAUGUAGUCUAAUUCCCCCUAAUCGUGCCAUCGCUCCGAAGGGCCGCUAUUGUGAAUUAAACAAA
This is a messenger RNA of Iphiclides podalirius (scarce swallowtail), 1791 nucleotides long. The record is from the annotation of a GenBank genome assembly. NCBI's taxonomy places the organism in Eukaryota, Metazoa, Arthropoda, Insecta, Lepidoptera, Papilionidae.